CCCGGGCACAGCCGGCACCGGAGCCGGAGCCGAGGUGAGGGCAGCGGCCGUGAGGGGCACGGCGGGGCAGUACCUGAGCGGCACACUCUCCGGCGCUUCUCCAGACCCCUGUCGCUCCCUGCCUCGGAAGCGGAGCCUGUCCCCAGCACGGCGCUGAGCCCCAUCCCGCGGAUCUUGUGCGUGCAGCAUCGCCGGGCAGCCUCUGCUGAACAGCUUCCUCAGGAUGACUCAGUGGUAUCAGCUACAGCAACUUGAUUCCAAGUUUUUGGAGCAAGUUCACCAGCUAUAUGAUGACAGUUUUCCRAUGGAGAUCAGGCAGUACCUGGCACAGUGGCUGGAAAAUCAGGAUUGGGAACAUGCAGCCAACAACGUAUCAUUUGCUACGGUGUUGUUCCAUGACCUGCUGUCACAGCUUGAUGAUCAAUUUAGUAGAUUCUUGAUAGAAAACAACUUUUUGCUGCAGCACAACAUAAGGAAAAGCAAACGCAAUCUUCAGGAUAACUUCCAAGAAGACCCAAUACACAUGGCCAUGAUCAUCCACAACUGUCUGAAAGAAGAGAGGAAAAUACUGAACCAUGCCAAGACAUCAAAUGAGAUGGAAGUAGGGAGCAUCCAGAACACUGUGAUUGGGAUGCUGGACAAACAGAAGGAGCUUGAUGCCAAAGUUAAGGCUGURAAAAGCAGUGUUACAGAUGUGGAGCAGGACAUCAAGACAUUAGAGGACAUGCAAGAUGAAUAUGACUUCAAAUGUAAAACCCUGCAGAAUAGAGAGCACGAGUCCAAUGGCAUGUCUCAGGAGGAAUACAAGAAAGAACAGAUGAAUCUCCAGCAGAUGUUUUUAUCACUGGACCGCAAGAGAAAGGAGGUGGUGAAUAAGAUAGUACAGCUGCUGCACAACACAGAGCACACACAGACUGCUCUCAUUAACGAUGAGCUGGUGGAGUGGAAGCACAGGCAGCAGACAGCCUGCAUUGGUGGGCCACCCAACGCCUGCCUCGACCAGCUGCAGAACUGGUUCACCAUUGUUGCUGAAAGUCUACAGCAAGUUCGUCAGCAGCUCAAGAAGCUUGAGGAACUGGAACAGAAAUUUACCUACGAUCCUGAUCCCAUCACAAAAAAUAAACAAGUUCUGCAGGAGCUAACACACACUCUUUUCAAACAACUCAUCCAAAGCUCCUUUGUGGUAGAGAGGCAGCCUUGCAUGCCAACACAUCCUCAGAGGCCACUAGUCCUGAAGACAGGAGUGCAGUUUACUGUGAAGCURAGAUUGCUGGUGAAACUGCAGGAACUGAACUACAACUUGAAAGUGAAAGUUUUAUUUGAUAAAGAUGUAACUGAGAAGAACUCAGUCAAAGGGUUCAGGAAAUUUAAUAUUUUGGGAACAAGCACAAAAGUAAUGAAUAUGGAAGAAUCUACUAAUGGAAGUCUAGCAGCAGAAUUCAGGCACUUGCAACUGAAAGAACAGAAAAAUGCAGGGAGCAGAACAAAUGAGGGUCCUCUCAUUGUAACAGAAGAGCUUCACUCUCUGAGUUUUGAGACGCAGCUCUGCCAGCCUGGUUUGGUAAUAGACCUAGAGACCACAUCCCUUCCCAUUGUUGUGAUCUCCAACGUGAGCCAGCUUCCCAGUGGAUGGGCUUCUAUCUUGUGGUUCAACAUGCUGUCUACUGAUCCCAAGAACCUGUCCUUCUUUCUGAAUCCACCUUGUGCAAAGUGGUCUAAGCUUUCUGAAGUUCUGAGUUGGCAGUUUUCUUCUGUAACAAAAAGAGGACUUAAUGCAGAUCAGCUGAGCAUGCUGGGAGAGAAGCUUCUUGGGCCAACAAGCGGAGGACCUCAGGACAGCUUUAUUCCUUGGACAAGAUUCUGCAAGGAAAAUAUAAAUGAUAAAAAUUUCCCCUUUUGGCUGUGGAUUGAGGGAAUCCUGGAGCUUAUUAAGAAACAUCUCCUGUGCCUCUGGAAUGAUGGCUGCAUCGUGGGUUUCAUCAGCAAAGAGAGAGAACGUGCUCUGCUGAAGGACCAGAGCCCAGGAACAUUUUUGCUGAGAUUCAGUGAAAGCAGCAGGGAGGGAGCAAUCACCUUUACUUGGGUGGAGGGAUCUCAGAACGAGCCCCAGUUCCACUCGGUAGAACCCUACACCAAGAAGGAGCUCUCUGCUGUGACUUUCCCCGAUAUCAUCCGCAAUUACAAAGUGAUGGCAGCUGAAAACAUUCCUGAAAACCCCCUGCGAUUCCUGUACCCCAAUAUACCCAAAGACAACGCCUUUGGCAAAUACUACUCCAGGCCUAAGGAGGCACCAGAGCCAAUGGAUUUGGAUGGUCCCAAGGGAAAYGGCUACAUCAAGACUGAGUUAAUCUCUGUAUCUGAAGUCCACCCUUCCAGGCUCCAGUCUCCAGAAAAUCUGCUCCCCAUGUCUCCCGAGGAGUUUGACGAGGUGUCUCGGAUGGUGGGCCCGGCAGAGAUCGAUACUGUGAUGUGCACACACAUUCAGCUCUGAGCUUUGGCUGAGCUUUUCCCCGCAUCGUUAACACGUCUGAUUCGCUUAAGCAUCCCGUGCUGCACUCAAUGCCCUGGUGACACGCUUCACUUCUUUGGUUUCUCAACCUGAAGGUCCAGCAGCAAUUUUAGCUAAUGGGAAUGUCAACAGCAGCAGCCCGAGUAGCCUCCUUACUGCACAUCUUUGUUUAGUUAGCAACACACCGUGCCAGAGGGGAGGAGGAGGAGGAUGGGAAUGUGAGCUCCUCAGUGACAGGGAUGCGAGAAACAUGCUYUCAUUGUUUAAAGGAAUGAGUUAAACAUUUAAAACAGUUCACUCUAACAAGGCUUCAAAGGAAAGCUGGGUUCUGUUUAGAAAGCUCACACCUUAAAUUUUUGUCAGAGAAAAACUCUACAGAUACGUGCCACACCAAAUCCWUGUGCUGCUGAAGUUUGUCGUGCUUUUAGCUUCUCUAGGUAUGGCAUUGGGAGAGCAGAAGCCCAAAAUGUUACCUGCAUUUCAUUUUUGCAGUUUUUGUAAGCAUAAUUUUGUGAUGUUUAGCACAAUCUCCCCUAAAGAGAAUUUCUCAAGACACCACUUCAAAGCUCCACUGGCACAUGCUGAGCUUGCAACUCAAGGUGUAUAAUCAAGACUAAAGCCUCUGCAGACUGCAGUCCUGCUGUCCACAGAGAGUCAGACAAAAUGAGAGUGCAAAAGGGGCUGAAGUAUGUUUUUAUUUACUGUGUUUAGGUGAGGAUCUGGUCACUUCUAUCUUUUUUUGCAGUAAGAUAUGUAUUUAGGUUGUAACAGGUGGAAUGGAACUCAGUUUUCUCAUGCAUAGUGAACCAGGGCAUUUAUUAAACUGUUCAUUUGAAUAGCUGAAAGAUUCCACAGGCCCUGAUAAUGAAGUGGUUUUGCAAUUCGGGGUAAGGCACAGGAAAGUGAAGAAGUUAAAACUUACCCAGUUAAAAUUUAUGCAGAUGCAGUCUGCAGUACCUAAAAGGAUGAAGCUGUGUUCCACCAGAGGAGGAGCAGGUUUGUUUCUCAGAACGUUUGAAGGUAAUUAACAACUCACAGUUAAGAGUGAGGCUGUUCUAGGCAGCCUAUUAGUGCAGGCUGCUAAUUAGCACRGAGCUGAGCAGAGGGGCUGCAGAGCACUCGUGCUGCACCUCACCUGUCCAGGUACAGGGCAGCCMCUGCAGGGSACCCUGCCUGAGCASGGGGUUGGACAGGGUGACCUCCASAGGCCYCUCCUGCAUCAGCUGCUGUUUGUGAAAUYAGGGACUGGUUCAGUUUGAUGUGUUGUGCACAGUGACUGAUGUGCCCCCUUGCAAAAGCUCAAAAGAAAAKCUAAAGGACCUAGAACAGGUUACACAUGUAUUUAAAUGAAAGCAUUGCUGACACGAGUUUAGAUUAAAACGUUGCCAAACUGACUUAUUUUUGGUGCCCUGAGUUCCUGAGAUUAAUGUUGCCAGAGGAAAUCACAACUGGUGACUUAGUGCUUUUAUCUUAUUGUAAUUAUCUGAAUGUGUACCUGUUGCUAAUACAAAAAUCAACUAUUUGAUUUUUGAGCUAUACUUUGUAUUCAUGUUCUGUAUGUCAUUACUUYUAUACUUCAGUUUUGUGAGAUUUAAAGCAGUGGCCUUGUUCACAUGUUGGUCUCUCCAUAACCAGYAGCUCUAGAAGCAAUGAUUUUUCCUUGAUGGAAUAUUCUUUUAUAUAUUUUAAAUAAAUGGAACUGUCACUUGCCA
Messenger RNA from Malurus melanocephalus (red-backed fairy wren), 4221 nucleotides. RefSeq names its product signal transducer and activator of transcription 1 (gene STAT1). Gene Ontology annotation, biological process: response to peptide hormone; regulation of transcription by RNA polymerase II; type I interferon-mediated signaling pathway. Gene Ontology annotation, molecular function: RNA polymerase II cis-regulatory region sequence-specific DNA binding; DNA-binding transcription factor activity, RNA polymerase II-specific. Bases 224 to 2491 code for a protein of 755 amino acids. The transcript has 25 exons. The record is from RefSeq and is a predicted model, not a curated record. NCBI's taxonomy places the organism in Eukaryota, Metazoa, Chordata, Aves, Passeriformes, Maluridae.